Messenger RNA from Microplitis mediator, 2562 nucleotides. RefSeq names its product heparan sulfate glucosamine 3-O-sulfotransferase 5 (gene Hs3st-A). The coding region runs from base 299 to 1603 and encodes 434 amino acids. Gene Ontology annotation, molecular function: [heparan sulfate]-glucosamine 3-sulfotransferase activity. Lineage: Eukaryota; Metazoa; Arthropoda; Insecta; Hymenoptera; Braconidae. The transcript is spliced from 4 exons. The record is from RefSeq and is a predicted model, not a curated record.
AGGUGCUCGGGGCACGUCCACCCUCGGCUGGUCGCGCUCUAGCGCAGAACCGCUUAAUAUUUAUAUCACAUCAUAUCAUAUACAUAUAUAUAAUAUAUUAUUACACAUUUGAUAUACUCAUCUAGUUAAUCGUAUGCCGACUCAGUCGAGCUCCCGAGUCCCGCGUGUCCCGUCAAAGUUCAAGUGUCUGAUAAAAUCCUCAUUAUCCAGUAAUUUGUGAAAGUGGAUUUUAAUUGACGGAGUGAUGACCUUGGAGUCCCUGAAUCAUAGAACGAUGUGAGAAAAAAGCGAAGAGCAAAUGCCCAGCAAGGCUCGGCCUCGUCGUGAGUGGCCAUCUGAGUCCCUCAUAAAUGUUUUGUGGAUACCCCGCUCCGCCAUGAGGCCGGCCGAGGGCGACACGUCGGACUGCAUCCUGGUGGUCGGCGUGUCACGGCCAAAAUUAGCAGCGGCCUUUCUACUGGUAGCUCUAGUCUCGCUCUUCCUAACCUUCCACAUCCUCUACGACAGCGCCGUGUACAGCCUGGACGCCGCAGCAUCAGUCUUCGAUUCCUCGGGUGAGCUCACCAGCAACCAGCUCGACUCAGUGUUGCCUCCUCACCAGCCACCCUCGUCGUCGUCCUCGUCCUCGUCCUCGUCUUUGUCUUCGCAGCCGUCUCUGAGUCUAGCCCUGUCGUCCAUCAGCAAGGCCCACUUCUCGCGCACUAAUCGUCAUCUGCCGCAAGCAAUAAUCGUCGGCGUACGCAAGUGCGGAACCCGUGCACUACUCGAGAUGUUGUUUCUUCAUCCCCAGAUACAAAAAGCCGCUGGCGAAGUUCACUUCUUCGAUCGCGAUGAUAAUUAUGAAAAAGGUCUCGAGUGGUAUAGAAAAAAAAUGCCCUACUCACUCAAGGGUCAAAUUACUAUUGAAAAAAGUCCUAGUUAUUUUGUUACACCUGAGGUACCAGAGAGGAUAAGAGCGAUGAAUGCGAGUAUAAAAUUGCUGUUGAUAGUGAGAGAGCCAGUGACUCGAGCGAUAUCUGACUACACGCAGCUGCGUACGCGAGUGUCAACGACAUCGACAUCGUCUGCGGUAACGACGGCAUCAACGUCAUCAUUAUCGCGAGUGGGUUCCGGAGCUCCGGGAAGUGUAAGUGUCGUAACAGCGACGACAGUCGACGAAGAUAAUCAACGGGGAACAUCAACUCGGACCUUCGAAGAGCUUGUCUUGCGUCCCGACGGCAGUAUAAACGAGUCUUAUCGACCUAUAACCAUCUCCCUUUAUCACAACUACAUGCACCGAUGGCUUGAGGUAUUUUCACGUGAACAAAUACUCGUUGUUAACGGAGAUCAGCUAAUUGAGGACCCAUUACCGCAGCUGAAACGGAUUGAAAUGUUUCUCGGUCUCGAGUCGCGAAUCGGCAGGCAUAAUUUUUACUUUAAUCACACAAAAGGUUUUUACUGUCUGCGUAACGACACUGCGGAUAAAUGCUUGAGGGAAAGCAAGGGCAGAAAACACCCCCGUGUUAAUCCUCUAGUUGUUUCGAAACUCAGAAAAUUUUUCAAUGAACACAAUCAGCGGUUUUACGAACUCGUCGGCGAGGAUUUGGGCUGGCCGGAGGAAUAACAUUACUCUUUUUUUUUUUUUUACUUUGUUAGUGGCUAGAUUUUUUUAUUUUUGUUUAUCCGUUUACUGGCGCCGGAUCAAAAAUUUUUGCUAGUUGAUUUUAUGAAAAAACUUUUAUUCGGAGCUUUAAAAUAGUCAAUUUUAGAUUUAAUUGUUUUGGUGAAUGGAUCGAAGCCAUUCGACUUUUAAAUAAAAGAGUUAAUGUUUCAUUUUUUUUUUUAUAUUUUUCUACGGGUGUGUGCGUGAUUUUAAAAAUCGAAGAUUGAAAAAAAUCAAUAGGAAAAUUUCUUAGAACCCAAAGUAGACGGAGUCGGUUGUCAAAAUUUUUUGACGUUUAUUUUUUUAAAUCUCCUCUACGUCCGCAAAAUUAGAGUCUGGGGUAAAAUGGGACACUCAAAAUUUCUUAUAAAAAAUUCAAAAAUCUAGUCAGUCAUAGAAAUUAUUCUGUUAUUUUAAAUAUUCCAGCAGGAAAUGACAUUUAAGAUAACAGACUUAAUUAUCGUUACUGUAAUUCAUUCAAUUAUUCACUUAACUUUCUUCACCGUCAGUUAUAAUUCCCUAGCAGACCUGAUUUACCGUAAAUUUACGGUAAUUUUACCGUAAAUCCACCGUAGAAUACCGUAAAAUUCGAGUAGAUUUACUGUAAAUUACGGCAAAACAACCGUACAUUGCGGUAAACCCACCGUAAAUUACGGUAAAUCGGUACUUUACGGUGGAUUACCGUAAAUUACGGCAGGUAUACCGUAAAUUUACCGUCGAAUACGAUAAAUUUACCGUAAAAAAUUCGGGUGGAUUACCGAAAUUUACGGUGGAUUACCGUAUUUCUGUAUUUUACGGUAAAUCCACCGUAAAUUACGGUAAAACCACCGUAAUUUACGGUAAAUCGGUACUUUACGGUGGAUUACCGUAAAUUACGGCGGGUAUACCGUAAAUUUACCGGCGAAUACGAUAAAUCUACC